Macrobrachium nipponense is the source of this 2145-nucleotide messenger RNA. RefSeq names its product basic salivary proline-rich protein 2-like. NCBI's taxonomy places the organism in Eukaryota, Metazoa, Arthropoda, Malacostraca, Decapoda, Palaemonidae. The transcript is spliced from 4 exons. Bases 1 to 2145 code for a protein of 714 amino acids. The record is from RefSeq and is a predicted model, not a curated record.
AUGGGUGGUGUGAAGAACCAAAAGCCUCGUUGUUCUUAUUUUCUUACCUACAGCACCAGACUGGCGGGCGGUAGGCCCGCCCGUCCCCUUGACCCCUGUGGGCAGGGCGUAGGGCCCGCCCGUCCCCGGGACGCCACUGGCGGGCCCAUUGCCCUCUGCCCGUCCCCGGGUACGCCCUGGUCCGGGGGCUCUGCCCUCCCGUCCCGUCCCCGGGACGCCGUGGCGGGCCAUCCCCCUUGCCCGCCCGUUGCCCCUGGACGCCUGGCGGGGUCCUCUGCCCGCCCGUCCCCGGUGGACGCCUGGCGCGCUGCUGGCCCUCGUCCCGUCCCCGGGACGCCUGGCGGGCCUCUGCCCGCCCGUCCCCGGACGCCUGCGUGGCCGCUGCCCGCUCCCCUGACCGGCCCGGUCCCCUCCCCUGGAUGCCUGGCGGGCCUCUGCCCGCCUGUCCCCGGGACGCCUGGCGGGCCGCUGCCCCGGCCCGUCCCCGGGACGCCUGGCGGGCCGCUGCCCGCCCUUCCCCGGGACGCCUGGCGGGUGUCGCUGCCCGCCCUUCCCCGGGACGCCUGGCGGCUAGCUGCCCGCCCGUCCCAGGGACGCCUGGCGGGCGGAGGCCCGCCUCGUCGAUGGGCCCUGGCGGGCGGAGGCCCUGGUCAGGACGGGCCCUGGCGGCCCGAAGCGGGCGGUCCCCUGGACGCCUGGCGGGCGGAGGUGGCGAGGCCGGUCCCUGGGACUGGCUGCGGCGGAUCGGGCGGAGGCCCGCCGUCCCCCGUCGGGAGGCCCGCCGGUCCCAGGGACGCCUGGCGGGCGGAGCCCGCCGGGUCCCCCGGGACGCCUUGGCGGGCGGAGGCCCCGCCGGUCCCAGGGACUGGCGGGCGGAGGCCCGCCGGUCCCCCUGGGACGCCUGGCGGCCUGAGGCCCCCGCCGGUCCCCCGGGACCCGCCUGGCGGGCUUGAGGCCCGCCGGUCCCCGGUAACGCCUGGCCGGGCGGAGGCGCCGGUCCCCGGACGCUGGUCCCGGUUCCCGGGGAGGCCCGCCGUCCCCGGAGGCCCCCCGCCCCCUGGCGGGCGGAGGCCCGCCGGGUGGACUGGGCUGGCGGGCGGAGGCCCUCCGGUCCCCCGGACGCCUGGCGGGACGCCGGUCCCCCCCGCAAGGGCGGUGGCGGGCGGAGGCCGCCCGCCGUCCCCGGGACGCCUGGCUGGGCGGAGGCCCGCCGGUCCCCGGGACGCCUGGCGGGCGGAGGCCCGCCGGCCCGCCGGUCCCCCCGGGACGGCCUGGCGGGCGGAGCCCGCCGGUCCCCCGGGACGCCUGCGGGCGGAGGCCCCGCCGGUCCCCGGGACGCCUGGCGGGCGGAGGCCCCGCCUGUCCCCGGGAACGGGCCUGGCGGGCUUAGGCCCGCCGGUUCCCCGGGACGGCCUGGCCGCGGGCGGAGGCCCGCCGGUCCCCGGAACGCCCUGGCGGGCGGAGGCCCGCCGGUCCCCUGACGCCUGGCGGGCGGAGGCCCCGCCGGUCCCCGGGACCGCCUGGCGGGCGGGGCCCGCCGGUCCCCGGGACGCCUGGCGGUCGGAGGCCCGCCCGCCGGUCCCCGGGACGCCUGGCGGUCGGGAGGCCCGCCCGGUCCCCCGGACGCCUGGCGGGCGGGAGGCCCGCCCGCCCCCGGGACCCUGGCGGGCGGAGGCCCUCCCGGUCCCCGGGACGGCCUGGCGGGCGGAGGCCCCGCCGGUCCCCGGGAACGCCUGGCGGGCGGAGGCCCGCCGGUCCCCCCGGGACUCCUGGCCGGGCGGGAGGCCCGCCGGUUCCCCCGGGACUGGCCCCGGGGCGGAGGCCCGCCCUUUCCCCGGGACGCCUGGCGGGCGGAGGCCCGCCCUUCCCCGGGACGCCUGGCGGGCGGAGGCCCGCCCGCCCCGCCCCGGCCCCGAGGGACGCCUGGCGGGCGGAGGCCCGCCCUCCCGUCCCCGGGACGCCUGGCGGGCGGAGGCCCCGCCCGGUCCCCGGGACGCCUGGGCGGGCGGAGGCCCGCCCGUCCCCGGGACGUGGGCCGGGGGCGGAGGCCCGCCCGGGCCCCUGGGACUCCUGCCGGGGGGCCUCCCGCCCGUCCCCGGGACGCCUGGCGGGCCUCGUCCCGCCGUCCCGCCCUUAAGAGAGUAA